Messenger RNA from Hansenula ciferrii, 1680 nucleotides. RefSeq names its product RNA-dependent ATPase ROK1 (gene ROK1). The coding region runs from base 1 to 1680 and encodes 559 amino acids. NCBI's taxonomy places the organism in Eukaryota, Fungi, Ascomycota, Saccharomycetes, Phaffomycetales, Wickerhamomycetaceae. Gene Ontology annotation, biological process: maturation of SSU-rRNA. The transcript is spliced from 2 exons. Gene Ontology annotation, molecular function: ATP binding; nucleic acid binding; RNA helicase activity. The record is from RefSeq and is a predicted model, not a curated record.
AUGGAUAUCUUCAGAGUGCUUUCUAGAGGUGCUUCUUUGAAAAAAUCAAAAGAUAUAGUCACAGAUUAUGCUUUACCAUCAGUGAAACAAUCAUUAAAUAAAGAUGUUGAAAAGGAAAUAGAUUUCUUUAGAACCAAGAAAUUCUCAAAUUUGGCUAAAUCUGAACAAGAUUCUCAAAAAGAAGAAGAAAUUAAUCAAACUCAUGCAAAAAUUGAAGAUGAACAUAAUGAACCACCACCACCAAAGAUUACAAAUGAAGAUGAAGCUAGAUUAUUAAGAAAAUCUUAUAGAGCUAAUGUCACAGGGAAUGAUAUCCCAUUACCAAUCGGUUCAUUUGAAGAUUUGAUUAGUCGUUUUAAACUAGAUCAACAAUUAUUAACAAAUUUGAUAGAUUCUGGUUUUACAGAACCUACUCCAAUUCAAAGUGAAUCAUUACCAAUCACAUUAUUUGAUAGAGAUGUCCUUGCAUGUGCACCAACAGGUUCAGGUAAAACUUUAGCAUUUAUAAUCCCUUUGAUUCAGCAAUUAAUAAAUUCCAAUAAGCAAAAAAAUUCAGGUUUAAGAGGAUUAAUUAUAUCACCAACAAAAGAGUUAGCUCAACAAAUUUAUGAAGAAUGUAAUAAAUUAAGUUCAAAAUUACCAUUAAAAGUUGCAAUUUUAUCAAAAUCAAUAAGUUCAAAAUUGAAGAAUAAAAUCAUUAAAAAGGAUAAAUAUGAUAUAAUAAUUUCUACUCCAUUAAGAUUAAUCGAUCUUGUUAAAAAUGAAGCAUUAGAUUUAUCAAAAGUUGAACAUUUAAUCUUUGAUGAAGCUGAUAAAUUAUUUGAUAAGAAUUUUUUGGAACAAACUGAUGAUAUCUUAACACAAUGUAAAAACCCACGUUUAAGAAAAUCAAUGUUUAGUGCUACAAUUCCAUCAAAUGUUGAAGAAAUUGCAAAUCAAAUCAUGCAAAACACUAUAAGAUUAAUCAUUGGUCAUAAAGAAGCUGCAAAUCAACAAAUUGAACAAAAAUUAACAUUUUGUGGUAACGAAGAAGGUAAAUUAAUUGCAAUUAGGCAAUUAAUUCAAGAAGGUGAAUUUAAACCACCAGUUUUAAUUUUCUUACAAUCUAUAACAAGAGCAAAGGCACUUUUCCAUGAAUUAUUAUAUGAUAGAUUAAAUGUUGAUGUUAUUCAUGCAGAAAGAACCCAAAUUCAAAGACAAAAAAUCAUUGAACGUUUUAGAAAAGGUGAAAUUUGGGUAUUAAUUUGUACAGAUGUUUUAGCAAGAGGUAUUGAUUUUAAAGGUGUUAAUCUUGUGAUAAAUUAUGAUGUUCCAAAUAGUGCACAAGCUUAUGUUCAUAGAAUUGGUAGAACAGGUAGAGGUGGACGUGAAGGUAAAGCUGUUACUUUAUAUACUAAAGAAGAUUCAAUUGCAAUAAAACCAAUUGUAAAUGUUAUGAAACAAAGUGGUUCAAAUUAUGAUGAAUGGUUAGAUAAUUUAACCAAGAUUACUAAAAAUGAAAAACAAAAUAUUAAAAAAGGUCAAAUCAAGAGAAAAGAUAUUAGUACUGUUCCAAAAGUUGUGAAACAAAAGAGAAAACAAAGAGAAGAUAUGAUUAGAGCUUCUAAAAGAAGAAAACAAUUGACAAAUGGUGAAGAAGGAGAAACAAAUAAUAAUGAUUCUGGUUCAGAUUCUGAGUAA